Molecule: messenger RNA, 1412 nt
Organism: Tachyglossus aculeatus (Australian echidna)
Lineage: Eukaryota; Metazoa; Chordata; Mammalia; Monotremata; Tachyglossidae
Gene: CD14
Product: CD14 molecule
Exons: 2
Coding region: 90-1130 (346 amino acids)
Biological process (GO): inflammatory response; positive regulation of non-canonical NF-kappaB signal transduction; toll-like receptor 4 signaling pathway
Cellular component (GO): lipopolysaccharide receptor complex; membrane raft; external side of plasma membrane
Molecular function (GO): protein binding; lipopolysaccharide binding
Source: RefSeq, a predicted model, not a curated record
AGAAGGAAGUUGGGGACUCGAGCCAAGAGAGUUCGGCGCCCGCGGCUCAGCUGUCUCAAUCAGAAAGGACAGUGGACCCAGGGGAGACAAUGGUGCUGCUCUGGUUGCUGAUGUUGACGACGCUCCCGCGCCCCGCCACCAGCUGCUCCUUGGACGACGAGGCCCAACGCUGCUCCUGCAACUUCUCGGGCCCGGACCCGGCUUGGAACCAGGCCAUCGUGUGCCUGUCGGCUUUAGAGGUGGAGCUCCGCGCUGGCGGCCGCGACCUGGGCCCCUUCCUGGAGAAAGGCCUCCGGGACCCGGAGCCGCUGGCCGAAACCAUGAGGGCCCUGCGGAUCCGCCGCCUGACCCUGGGCGAGGUCACCGUCCCCGGCGCGCUGCUGGGCGCGCUGCUGCACGUGCUGGGCUACACGCGGCUCAAGGAGCUGGAGCUGGAGGAGGUGGCGGUGACCGGCCCGCUGCCGCCGCCGGCCCCCGGGGUGGACGGGCCGCGCCUCACCGCCCUGCGCCUGAGAAACGUGAGCUGGGAGGCCGCGGGGCCAGGCCGAGGGCGCGGGGGGGACGGGCCGGCGGGGCUGUGGCCGUGGCUGGACACGGGCCUGCGGGAGCUGAAAGUGACCGGCUCGGGCCUGGAGCGCCUGCCCUGCCCCGCGGCCGGCGCCUUCCCCGCCCUGCGCUCCCUGGACCUGUCGCACAACCCGGCGCUGGGGGCGGCCGGGGCGGCCGCGGCGCUGUGCCCCGGGGCCUUCCCGGGGCUGCGGGUCCUGGGGCUCCGGGACACCGGCCUCUCCACCCUGGGCCCGCUCUGCACGGCGCUGGACGGGGCCCGGGGGGCCUUGGAGAGCCUAGACCUCAGCCACAACGCGCUAGCCAGUACGGGGGCCUGCGCCUGGCCGCCUUCGCUGCGCAUCCUCAACCUGGCCCACAACCGGCUGACGAAGGAGCCGGACCUGCGGGCGCUGCCGGCCCUGGAGAAGGUGGAGCUGGAGGGGAACCCGUUCUCCAGCACCAUGGAGAAGCUGAAGGACGAGCCCAUCGCGGACGCCCCCGAGUCUCCCUUGGCAUCCCACCUGCUGGGCAUGCUGGCCUGCGCCGCAGCCUGGACGCUGCUCGCUGUGGCCGGGAAUUAGCCUGAGGAGGCGGGAAGGGGCGACCCUGCCAACUUGUACUUCCCAAGCCCUUAGUACAGUGCUCUGCACACAGUAAGCGCUCAAUAAAUACGAUUGAUGAUGAUGAUGACCCACUGAUUCCACCUUCUCCCUCUCCCCUAGACCAGCUGUCAGGCCCCGAAACUCUCCGCCCUCCCAUCCCUCCGGGCUCCUUCCCGUUGCGGGGGCCUGCUGCCCGUCAUCUUCCUCCUGCCGCCUCUUCUCCUUCUCCCCCCACCCCAUUUAAUAAAGUCAAGCCUAGAA